GAGCGUUUCGGUGAUGAAUGACGGCGCUGACUGCAGAACUGGACCUGGACCUGGACCUGGACCUGGACCUGGACCCUAACCGGACCUGGACCCUAACCGGACCUGGACCCUAACCGGACCUGGACCCUUAGGAGACGGGCGCGCUAGCGGUGGAGAGCGAGAGAGAGAGAGAGUUACUUUGUGGGGUUGCGGAGAGCCGCGUGACAGUUUGCAGAUGCCGACAGAUGUGCCCGAAGACAGGCUCACCAACGAGAAGGCGACCAAGUGCGACGGCAUGACUCUGUCCAGCACCCAGGCGGUGCGUAGGGGCAGCACCCCUUUGCCGAUAAAGCACCAGCUCCGGCGAGAGGAAGCCGUCCACGAGGACGGCGAUUGGACCUCGGGCGCGGCCGGACCCUCCGCUCCGCCCCUCGGCUUCGGCUUCGGCCCGGCCUCGGUCGACACCCCGACCCUGGCCGUGGAGGGCCGACCCGACGGGCCCCUGAGGAUCGCCCUGCUGGGGCAGAACGGCGUGGGGAAGUCCUCGCUGGCCCUCGCCCUCGCCGGGGACACGGACAGGACGGCGUCCGUGGACUCUGAUGGGGAGGGUCACGUGAGCGCCGUCACCGUGGACGACGAGGAGAGCGCCAUCAUUAUCUUUGACAACUGGAGACAGGACCUGUCGGCCCUGCGCUGCGAGGUCGGCGUUCUGGUGUUCUCGGUGACCGACCGGCGAAGCUUCCACCGGACCGCUCAGCUGCGGCUGCUCCUCCGGGAGACGCAGCCCCAAACUCCCAUCAUCCUCGUGGGCAACAAGAGCGACCUGGUCCGCACGCGCGAGGUCACCGCUCAAGAGGCCAUGUCCAGCGCCGCCCUCUUCAACUGUCUGUACCUGGAGAUCUCGGCCUCCCUGGACCACCGCACCCCGGAGCUCCUGGAGUGCGCGGUGCGGCUCGCCAGGGGCCAGUCCCCCUGGGCCCCGGGCACCAGCGGCGAGGACAUGAACGGCGGCCAGCGCGAGAGCAUCACGUCCCGGGCCAAACGUUUCCUGUCCAGCCUGGUGCCCCGCUACCCGCGGGAGAGAGAGGUGGGCAAGUUCCUGAGGCAGAAGUCACGCUCCUGCCACGACCUGGGGGCCCUGUGAUUGUGGGCGUCGCCGAGAGACGGGGGCGGGGUUUAACAGUUAGAUUGUCGUAAGUGUACCCAGAAAAAGAAGGGGGAAGAAGGUGUGCAGCUGCCAGAGUUGAUGGCAGGACAUUUUGUACACGAGAUCGAGCAGCGGAGAUGAAAUACUGUCGUGGAACACGUGCACAUGAACUGUAGAACCGACUCAUAACACCCCAUAGAUCAAUAAAUUGCUUCUUUUUUUGGGGGGGGGAGUCUAGAGAAAGUCCGUUUGUCUUUUUGCAUUAAAGUCGUCACACAUUGUUGUUGUUGACACACACACACACACACACACACACACAUACACGCAGGUUAAGAGACUUUUGCUGAUGAAUCACGUUGUGUUCAUUUUACGCCAUGCCGUAUCCAUGGCGAUGGCGAGUGGUAAAAUAGUGGAUAGUGCCAGCGAGCAGAGAAAUACAUUUUUUUUAAAAAGAGAGUGGUUUGAGCUUCCAGAGCACGGCAAUGAGAGACGGAGCGGAGA
This is a messenger RNA of Cyclopterus lumpus (lumpfish), 1627 nucleotides long. Its product is annotated as GTP-binding protein REM 2-like. Bases 215 to 1123 code for a protein of 302 amino acids. Gene Ontology annotation, molecular function: calcium channel regulator activity; GTPase activity; GTP binding. The transcript has 6 exons. Gene Ontology annotation, cellular component: plasma membrane. The record is from RefSeq and is a predicted model, not a curated record. Lineage: Eukaryota; Metazoa; Chordata; Actinopteri; Perciformes; Cyclopteridae.